This is a messenger RNA of Arthroderma uncinatum, 3513 nucleotides long. Its product is annotated as 1-phosphatidylinositol-4,5-bisphosphate phosphodiesterase 1. Bases 1 to 3513 code for a protein of 1170 amino acids. Gene Ontology annotation, biological process: phosphatidylinositol-mediated signaling; lipid metabolic process. Gene Ontology annotation, molecular function: calcium ion binding; phosphatidylinositol-4,5-bisphosphate phospholipase C activity. The record is from RefSeq and is a predicted model, not a curated record. The transcript has a single exon. Lineage: Eukaryota; Fungi; Ascomycota; Eurotiomycetes; Onygenales; Arthrodermataceae.
AUGGCCUCCGCACCUCCAUCCCCUACCCUUGUCGGCCGUUCUCGUGCCACUCCCAUCAAGUCGACUUCGCCAUUCCAUCGAAUCCCUCUAGUACAGGAUUUCAUUUCUUCGUCAUACCCGGCUACCCGCUCGGUAGCAAACUACGGCACCCAAUCCACCGACAUGUCAAGCUUAACGUUAGUUCAUCGAAGUCAUCUAUCAAACUCCUCAAGCCCAGUAACGGGCCCCAUUCAAACUUCAGACCUCAAUAUCUCCGGACUCCCCAUCAUGGCCUCUCCUUUAACUAGCUCGCUCGAGAACCCCGUUCCUCUUGAACUUCCAGAAGGAAUUCUAUCCGUCCCUUCACAGCAAAGCACUCCCUCUGAAUCAUCUCUCAUGAAUGCUUCCAAUAACAACAACAGCAACAACACUUCCAAUAACAACUCCAAUAACAGCAAGGGUCCAGGCCUGAUGAGGAGACUAUCAAGAGGCGCCGCCAACAAGCUCACCCGACGACGGCGGUCGAACUCGCAGGAUAGACGUGAUAACAACUCUGGCCCCGUUACGAUGCUCAGAAGGAGCAACAGCAAGAAAUCCGGCACUACGGCAUCCUGGGAUAGUGCUCUGGAUUCAAGCUACGAGGAGGACGAAUCAUGUGAUACCCUAGGUACAUGGUGCGGCCCCGAUAGCAGCCAGGUCAAGGGUGACUAUCAGAGGUCCAUCACCAGCACCGCCAGUGGAAUUGCUCCAAAGAUUGAUCCAAUCCUCCAACGCGGCUGCACAUUGAUAAAGGUAAACAAGCUGAAAAAGAAACCAAUGACCUUCUACCUCGACUUUGACUCGGGAAAGAUGUUCUGGAACCUAUCAAACCCCUCCAAGAGGGUAUAUAUCGACGAUAUCAAAGAAAUUCGACUUCGCCAAGACGCUCGCAUGUACAGAGAAGAACAUCGGAUACCAGAGGAGUUCGAGAAUCGGUGGUUCACUAUCAUCUACAAUAACUCCGAAGGGUCGAAAAACCGCGCGGUAAAGACCGUUCAUCUGAUUGCACCUAACGAAUCCAUGUUUGAGCUGUGGACCACAACUCUUGAGAAUGUCGCCAGAUAUAGAAUCGGUCUCAUGGUCGGCUUGGCCGGAUCGGUGGAAAGUGAGUCCAUCUUAAACGCCCACUGGCAACGAGAGAUGUCCAGACGUGGUGGUGCUCAGGACGUCAAGUCGGGCGAAGGAGAGAGCCUGGACUCGGAAGGGAUCGGUAACCUGUGCCACAGUCUUCACAUCAACUGCUCCAAGGAGAUGCUUCGCGUCCUCUUCGCUCGCGCCGACACCUCAGGUACAGGCAGAGUCAACUUUGCACAGUUCAAAGAAUUCAUCAACCGCCUCAAAUACCGCAAGGAUCUCAAAGAUCUCUACGAUCGUCUUGUCAUCGACGACGUGCAUGGUAUGACUCUAGAUAACUUUCUAGAUUUCAUCCACUACACUCAGCGCGAAGACGUCGAAAAUAAUAGGGAUUACUGGGUCUCCGUAUUCGAGAAGUUCGUUCGCAAGGCUAAGCUUCGGUCACAAAGCCAGCCAGACGCCACGUCACCUGACGACGCGCCUCUUCGGAUGAGCCUCGAUGCCUUUUCUAAUUUCAUGAUAUCGACUUCAAACGGUAUCUAUCCUUCGCAUGUCCCUGCGCCUAAAUUCGACCACCCUCUAAACGACUACUUCAUUUCAAGUUCACAUAACACUUACCUCCUAGGCAGACAGGUUGCUGGCUUUUCCAGCACCGAAGCAUACGUUACGGCACUUCAAAAGGGCUGUCGAUGCGUCGAAGUUGACUGCUGGGAUGGCGCUGAUGGCCGUCCUAUCGUCUCCCACGGGAGAACGAUGACCACGAGCGUCCUGUUCGCGGACUGCAUCUCAGUUAUCAACCACUACGCCUUCCUUUCAUCCGACUAUCCACUUAUCAUCUCUCUUGAGGUUCACUGCAACCCUGAACAACAGAUUGCAAUGACCAACAUCAUCAAAAACACCUUCAAGGAGAGGCUGGUUCUUGAAUCGUUGAGGGAAGAGUGGCCUAUCCUGCCCACCCCGGAGGCGUUGAAGCAUAGGGUUCUCAUCAAAGUCAAGACUUCCGACGAAGUAAUCGAUACCGGGCCCGCUUCCGCACCUAUCGGCCUCGUCAGCGUCAACGUCGGUCGCAAACGCAGCUCUAGCUCUCCAUUCAUGCCUCCCACUGUCAUGGAAGAUCCGCUCCAUAACUUCCCACCGCUCUCAUCUCCCCCAACAAUCGGGUCAGGAGCAGAUGCCGCGCCCCCUACUCUCAACAGACGUGCAUUCACAGCAACCAGCGUCUGCAGCACUUCGGAAGAGAGUGACAUCGGCCAGGGCUCAGCCGCCAUACAGAAGGAGAAGAAACGAUCGCAAAAGAGCAGGAUUGUUAAGGACCUAGCGGAUCUCGGUGUCUACACGCGAGGAUACAAGUUCCAUAACUUCCACUCACCCGAAAGCAAACGGUUUAACCACGUUUAUUCAUUUGCCGAACGGGCGUUUGAAGGCAUAUGUCGGGAUCCUGAAAGUAAAGCUCUUCUCGAAUCGCAUAAUCGACGCUAUCUGACAAGAGUAUACCCUUCCGGGUUCCGUGUUCGAUCCUCAAACUUCGACCCGAACAUCUUCUGGCGUCGUAGCGUGCAGAUGGUUGCUCUCAACUGGCAGACAUACGAUGUGGGGAUGCAGAUGAAUCAAGCCAUGUUUGCUUCAGGGACAGAUCGAACUGGAUACGUUCUAAAGCCAGAAAGCCUGAGGUUGCCGCCAACCUGGAAAGGUCCAGGCCUGAAGCCAAAAGUUGACAGAAAGCUUGUUCGGUUCUCCAUCGACGUUAUCUCGGCCCAGCAGCUACCUAGACCUAAACACAUUGGGCUCGAUGAUAAUAUCAACCCCUACAUCGAGAUUGAAGUGUUUAGCGCCGAUGACAAGACGAAAGGUCUCGCGUUCGGAGAAGGCGGAAUGGAUACAUCUGACCGCAAUGGGCUUUCUGGCAUCGGUCACCCUCACCGCCGUCGAACAGGUAUCGAGCAAGGAAACGGCUACAAUCCCAUAUUCAACGACCAAUUCAAAUUCUCCCUGGAAACAAAAUACCCUGACCUCGUCUUCGUGCGCUGGGUCGUCUGGAACUCCAUCGACGGCAAAAACGUCGGCAAUAACAGCAGUUCGCAGCUAGCCACCUUCACAGCCAAACUUAGCAGUCUCGCCCAGGGUUUCCGCUACCUACCUCUCUACGACGGUAACGGAGACCAGUACCUCUUCUCCACACUCUUCUGCAGAAUCACCAAGAGCGAGCUUGCACCGGUCGUGCCUCCUUUUGACUCCGAUGAGAUAAAGAAUGAACGCCGAGGUAUAUUCAAGCAGAUCGGCCAAUCCGUGCUCAAGCGAGCGAUAUCUACUGAACGCGAUUCCUCCAAGUCUAACACCAGCUCAAGUGACCAGUCUAGGAAAUCAGACAACAAACUCCCUUCCUCUCCCGCAUUGAACCCGAGUGUAACCACUUCUCCCUAA